CAUGACAAUUACAUAAGCCCUGGUUCGGGCUAAAAAGAGUGCAGUAAAGGUUAUCGAUCAAGCUCAGAAUUUUAAGUUCAGCAAAUCUGAUAAUUAUUUUUACCUGGAAAUACACCUUGAUUAUCUUCCUGUUCGGAUCAGGCAGGACAAUGUCACUCCUCAAGCGGAAGACCCCUUCGCAAAAGGAGCUGGACCAGCUCUGGUCCAACCUCACGUUCGGAACGUCUCAUCGCAACCGCCAGAUUUCUGAUGCCGUGAUGGCGUCGGGGUUCCACCUCUGCGACCAACGCCGCGAGGUUGCGGUGCACGCCGAGAGCGAAGUUCAGUUCCAGCUCCAUCAACGUUUGCAGGACAUGUCGCUCUGGGUGGCAGAGUUCACUCGGAAAUCGGAAGAGGUCACGGCCCAAGUGGAACGGGUCAAAGGUUAUGCUGACAGAGUCAAAAAUGCGGCAAAAGCAGUCGCACCGAUUUUAACCGUGGACUGGGACGUGUUCAAAAUGAGGGAAGCCCGCAUCGGAGUUGACCUCGUGGCUGACGACCCGCACAAGGCGUUGCUGUUCGAAGUGGGCAUCUUGGAGGGGGAGGAACAGCGCCUGAUUGUCCUGCACCUUCGUGUCGAGGAGUGCCUGCGCCUCUUGCGAAGGAUGGGCUACGUGCUGGGCAAAGAGUUGGACGACCGGAAAUUGACGGUCCAAAUUGACCACACCGCCCUCGCGCUGGACGCACAUUCCAGCCUAGUCGUUGCCCACAAUGGGGGUCAGAUUGGUGGGGAUGAGUCGAAGGGAAUGGCAGAGGCCAAGUCAGGGCGAGGUAGCACAAGGAACCCCCUCCUGCCCACGCUGGAGAACGAGCAGACCUGGGAAUCACUUUCCUGGAAACAUUGCGCCGCGGCAGAAAAAUUGCUCAAAGACGCCGACGCGCUUCUCGUCCUGGUCGAAAGCACGCUCCAGUCGAGCUGCGAGCGAAUCCAGACCGCCGUUUGCGACACGAACGCCGCAUUUGAGGCACGACUCAUCGCUCUCCGCAGGCUCAAAUGUCACCUUGAAGAGGAACAUGAACAGAUUUCCAUCAACAUUCGCAACAUGGAGGACACGCUGGACAAGGUUAAAAAAUCCAUCGUGGAAAAGGAAGCCUCCCUCGCGCUGGCAAUGAGAAGAAUUGCGCUGAGAGCAACGCGACCGAAUCUCGAGCUUGUAAAAGAUCAAGUCCAGAAAGGGUUAGAACUUGAGGUGACAUCGCUGCAAAAUUCGGUGGUUCUGCUUCAACAGCAAUUCGCCGCGACACAACGGAGCCUUCGCGCCCUGCUCGCAAGUCAACUUCGCCUCGAGGAGGAAAUCAAUGUCAAAAUGCAAAGUUUGGCAGUGGACGAGGCGAAUGUGCUCCCGGCCAGAAAGACGAUCAGUGUUCGUUUGUACUGAUGACAAUGCAUUUAAUGUAGAUAUUUAGGUAUUCGUUUAUUUACGUACAUAUGUGUGUGUAUUAUUAA
This is a messenger RNA of Folsomia candida, 1486 nucleotides long. RefSeq names its product tektin-1. Gene Ontology annotation, cellular component: microtubule cytoskeleton; nucleus. The record is from RefSeq and is a predicted model, not a curated record. Gene Ontology annotation, biological process: cilium assembly; cilium movement involved in cell motility. The transcript is spliced from 6 exons. The coding region runs from base 150 to 1418 and encodes 422 amino acids. Lineage: Eukaryota; Metazoa; Arthropoda; Collembola; Entomobryomorpha; Isotomidae.